Messenger RNA from Somion occarium, 2036 nucleotides. NCBI's taxonomy places the organism in Eukaryota, Fungi, Basidiomycota, Agaricomycetes, Polyporales, Cerrenaceae. The record is from the annotation of a GenBank genome assembly.
GGUGCGUAGCACACGACCGCAGGUUCUUCUUCGCUGAUACGUACGGUAUUCCGUCGGUAUUACCGGCCUUACGUACAACUGGAUGCCUGUCCGUAAGCGAAUUCUAUUUACAUAUAAAGCAGACCCUGAAUGGGCCUACUGUCUUGGGUUUACAAAACAACUGCUGUUCGACCUCAGCAUCGGGGAUUGACGAUAUCGUAGGAAUAUACAGCCGCAAGAUGGUGCGAACUCGCACCGAUCCAUGCGUCGGGAUUUCGGACUUAGCGUAGCAGUUUAAAAUCCCCGCAUUCUCGUGGUAUAGUAAGUACCUCACGCGUUUGCUAAUGCUAACCUACAACGUCCCUAGGAGACAGAGGCUUAUCGUAAUCUCGUGCUCGCUCGUAAUUCCCACAGAUAUUCUGUUGCAAAGUACUUGAAGCGAUUCUCGGCUUUAUCUCAAUAACGAAAGUGGGUCUCCUUGAUUUGUGCUCUGACACUUUCCGGUCACUCGCUAGACCGAUCUGGCCAUCUAUGUUAGAAUGCAGUCUAGCCACGAUAUUCCGGGUCAUAUAUUCCGUCACCGCACACAAGACAGUUCGUCAUGAAAGCCCCUAACAGCUAUCGAGGGAAUAAGUAUAGAAAGAAUCCAGCCACACACAUCGUCAAACGUGAUUUCAGAUUUACAACUUGAACAACGACGAUGGCCGACAGCAGCAGACUCCCACCGCAACAAACCAUCGCUACAGCUUCCGACACAUACGCCGCAGGCUACACACUAGCAGCCUCCACCUCCGGAAAAGAUGACCAGACUCAACAUUUUCAUUUGUACUUGCCUGCUGAUGCCACCCCCACUGCGAACACCAUGAUUGGCCUCGGAGGGACGCCUGACGCGCCCAUGCUGAAGGUCCCCGUUAUGGGAUUUGGGGCGUGGGCUUGGGGGGAUGUGAAUAUCUAUGGAUGGGGUCCUGCGGGUGGGUAUGAUAAGAAGUUGGAUGAUCAUAGUGUUACGAGUGCUUUUGAUGAGAUGUUGAAGAUAUUCUCGAAGGUGUUGAUUGAUAGUGCGGAGUAUUAUUCGGAGGGAUAUGCGGAAAAGUGCAUUGGGUUCAACCUGGACAAACGAUUCACAGACGCUGAGCGAGCGCACCGUAUCGUUCUCGCAACCAAGUUUUCGCCAACAAUCUGGCGUCAUCCAUUCUUGUAUCCCGACUGCGUCCUUAAAUCCAUGAUGGCUUCACUCGAACGGACUCUGAUGCCCACAAUCAGCAUUUACCAAUUGGAGGCAGGGAGCCAUUUCGGCCUCUGGCCACGUCUCGCGACUUUGGCUGACGGUCUGGCACGAUGCUACGAAACAGGCAAAGUGAAGACCAUUGGGACUUGUAACCUCAACCUCAGUCAAAUCAGGUAUCUCCAUGACUACUUCAAGAAACGAAACGUACCAUACGUCUCGAACCAAGUCGAGCUCUCCCUUCUCAGGACCGACCCCUGGAAGUCAGGGUUUAUCGAGGAAUGCCGACAGCUAGGCAUCGCAACUAUUGCUUAUUCUCCAUUGGGACUUGGUCGCCUGACUGGAAAAUAUUCCGCGGAGAACCCUCCCAAAGGCAAUCGCUACAGGGAAGACAUCUCAUGGUUGAAGAUCCAACCGAUCGUCAACGAGCUAACUCGUAUCGGUGAAGCCCGCCAGAAGACCCCAGGAGUGGUUGCCUUAAAUUGGGUCAUGUGCAAAGGAGCUAUCCCGAUUCCAAGCGUGAAGAAUGGGGAACAGGCGAGGGAUUGUGCUCAGGCUGUAGGUUGGAGACUGACACUGGAGGAGGAGGCGAGGUUGGACAAGCUUGGAGUCGCAUCUAUAUGGAGUGGGUAUUUCCUCAAGCGGUGGCAGAAUUAAAAGCGGUAGCAGCAGCAGGGACGGGUGUGGUUCUGUCGCAGAAGUGUGUAGAAAGAUUAUGUGCUUGAUUCGUUGCGCAGAGACUAGAAUUACAACGAGUGUACGAUACUGUACUUGAUGUGUAUGAAAAAAAAUGUCUUGUGUCCUGAGAGGUUAAACCCAGUCGGAUAUUUUC